UCGCCAGCACCUCACAGGUCUCUUCCCGAGCAGUGCGCUGCUGGAGCCAAGAGCAGCUCACGAAUCAGCUGCAGGUCCCCGUUUUGAAAAGCAGAGAUACAGAGGCAGAGGAAAAGGGUGGACUCCUGUGUGACCUGGUCUCAGAGCAAGACAAUCACCAGCUGAAUUCCAGAAGCCCUGUUCAUGUUCGGGGAUAUUUUUUCGACUGCAUGGAAUCAGAGAGAAGCCAAAGGAUGGGAAAUGCCUGCAUCCCCCUGAAAAGAAUUGCUUAUUUCCUAUGUCUCUUAUCUGCGCUUUUGCUGACUGAGGGGAAGAAACCAGCGAAGCCAAAAUGCCCUGCCGUGUGUACUUGUACCAAAGAUAAUGCUUUAUGUGAGAAUGCCAGAUCCAUUCCACGCACCGUUCCUCCUGAUGUUAUCUCAUUAUCCUUUGUGAGAUCUGGUUUUACUGAAAUCUCAGAAGGGAGUUUUUUAUUCACACCAUCGCUGCAGCUCUUAUUAUUCACAUCGAACUCCUUUGAUGUGAUCAGUGAUGAUGCUUUUAUUGGUCUUCCACAUCUAGAGUAUUUAUUCAUAGAAAACAACAACAUCAAGUCCAUUUCAAGACAUACUUUCCGGGGACUAAAGUCUUUAAUUCACCUGAGCCUUGCAAACAACAAUCUCCAGACACUCCCAAAAGAUAUUUUCAAAGGCCUGGAUUCUUUAACAAAUGUGGACCUGAGAGGGAAUUCAUUUAAUUGUGAUUGUAAACUGAAGUGGCUGGUAGAAUGGCUGGGCCACACCAAUGCAACUGUUGAAGACAUCUACUGUGAAGGCCCCCCAGAAUACAAAAAACGCAAAAUCAAUAGUCUCUCUCCCAAGGAUUUUGAUUGCAUUAUUACAGAAUUUGCAAAGUCUCAAGACCUGCCUUAUCAAUCACUGUCCAUAGAUACUUUUUCUUAUAUGAAUGAUGAGUAUGUAGUCAUUGCUCAGCCUUUUACUGGAAAGUGCAUUUUCCUUGAAUGGGACCACGUAGAAAAGACCUUCCGAAAUUAUGACAACAUUACAGGCACGUCCACUGUAGUGUGCAAGCCUAUAGUCAUUGAAACUCAGCUCUAUGUUAUUGUGGCCCAGCUGUUUGGCGGCUCUCACAUCUAUAAGCGAGACAGUUUUGCAAAUAAAUUUAUAAAAAUCCAGGAUAUUGAAAUUCUCAAAAUCCGAAAACCCAAUGACAUUGAAACAUUCAAGAUUGAAAACAACUGGUACUUUGUUGUUGCUGACAGUUCAAAAGCUGGUUUUACUACCAUUUAUAAAUGGAAUGGAAAUGGAUUCUACUCCCAUCAAUCCUUACAUGCGUGGUACAGGGACACUGAUGUGGAAUAUCUAGAAAUAGCCAGAACACCUCAGACACUCAGAACGCCUCAUUUAAUCCUGUCUAGUAGUUCCCAGCGUCCUGUAAUUUAUCAGUGGAACAAAGCAACACAAUUAUUCACUAACCAAACUGACAUCCCUAACAUGGAGGAUGUAUAUGCUGUUAAGCACUUCUCCGUGAAAGGUGACGUGUACAUUUGCUUGACAAGAUUCAUUGGUGAUUCCAAAGUAAUGAAAUGGGGAGGUUCCUCAUUUCAGGAUAUUCAGAGGAUGCCAUCACGAGGAUCCAUGGUGUUCCAGCCUCUUCAGAUAAAUAACUACCAAUAUGCAAUUCUUGGAAGUGAUUAUUCCUUUACUCAAGUGUAUAACUGGGAUGCAGAGAAAGCCAAAUUUGUGAAAUUUCAGGAAUUAAAUGUUCAGGCGCCGAGAUCAUUCACGCAUGUGUCCAUUAAUAAGCGUAAUUUUCUUUUUGCUUCCAGUUUUAAGGGAAAUACACAGAUUUACAAACAUGUCAUAGUUGACUUAAGCGCAUGACACACCAAAUUCUGUGGCUGCCAUCAGAAACUUUCUACAGUACAUGAUCCGGAUGAACUCAAUGCAUGAUGACUCUUCUUAUCACACUUGCAAAUGAAUGCCUUUCAAACAUUGAGACUACUAGAACCAAGCACUACCAGUAUCUCCAUCCCUAACUGUCCAGUCCAGUGGUGUGGGAAGUGACCUUUUAUAAGACAAAAUUGAAUUGUGUGACUGUUCUUUGCAGUGAAGAUGUGUAAAUAAGUGUUUAAUGGUAUCUGUUACUCCAAAAAGAAAUAUUAAUAUGUACUUUUCCAUUUAUUUAUUCAUGUGUUCAGAAACAACUGCCAAAUAAAAUGUUUACAUUUUCUUUCAUAUCCCAAAGGUAAUUAUUUAUGGUUGUUUUAUUCUUGGUGAUGGUAUGUUGAGGAAAUAGUAUUAUACAACAGGGUUAUGUUUAGAUCAAGAGCUCAUGGUAUGAAUAAGGAGUGAAAAUGAAACACUAAUAAACACCAAGAUUUAUGAACAGGUUUUUUGGCUGAUUUGGAACAUGUAAGGGUGUUUCCAAAGGUCAUAGCUUUUAAGAACAUUUUGUGGUGAAAUAGUGACAAAUUUAAAGUAGGAUAGAGAAAUUUGCUUAUUACAAAUUGGAAGGGAAGACUAAUUGGAAAUAAAGACUAGUAAGGCCAGCAUCCUUUUCCUAUCUGAUAGCUCUAGCUAAAAAAAAUAUAUUCAAAAAACUUAUUAAAGAAGUGAAAGUCAAGAUUUUGAAUUUUAAAAACCGUAUUUAGGGACUUUCUAAGUGUCUGAACCUAGAAUCAUCUAAGAGCUGAUUGAGAUUGUAACCUUAUACUACUUGCCUCAAAUUCACCCUAUAUGGAGGCCUCCUAACCUGAUUAAGGAUGCUUCACUUCUAGACAUCAGUUCGGAUCUUAUUGACAUGUUGCAGAGUACCCAGGAGGCUCAUAAUUGAUUUCUAAACUCCUGCUCCUGGAUCACAUGGAUUGUUAGCACCUAGCACAAUGCCUAUGAUAGGGUAGGCUCUCAAAACUGCUUUUGAAGAUGCAUGUGUGUCCUCCUGAUACAAUAUAAUAAUAAACUUCUAAGUCCCUCUGAUCUAAUCAGUCCCAUUUAUUGAGUACCUGUUCAGAAUGGGGUAUUGUUCUUGUGGUGUUGGGGAGAAGAAUUGAGGAGAAUAGGACAUGGCCCUUACCCUCUGGGGCCUUAGAUUAAUUGGAGGGUUAGGACACAGAAACCUACAGAGUAAGCUGUAAGUGCCAACCAUCAUCUGAACAUUCUGAUUAUAAAAAUCCUGGGAGUAUCAAAGAUGAGUUCCUGGAGGAAGUGGUCCUUGUUUGAACUUAAAGGGGACAUAUGGCUUCAAAAGGGGAUCACGGCGGAGAAGAUACUCAUGGCAUGAAUUGGUUCUGUGUGAAUCAGAGCUUCCUCCAGCUUUUUAUUCCCCACAAUCCUUUGCCAAAUGAAUGGGUGGGGGAGGAAGGCAGACAUCAACCCCACUGCCAGCAUAUACUGGGCAAAGUUGAAGCACCAAAGGUACGCACAAUGGUUACACAUUUUCCAAGAAGCAAUACCUCAGGAAGUUAUACAUAGGAAACAAAUUCCUUUACCACGUGAGGAAGAUAUUAACUGACACUAGAGUUAUGGGUGAUAAGAAGUCUUACCUAUUCCUGAUCUUGAGCCCAGGGAGAACUGGCUUUUGGAUUUCUUUAUUUUUUUCAGUUCCCUUUUUCUAUAAGUGGCAUAUAUGCUGUUGAAGAACACCUGCUUUGUACAGACUGGAUUUAAGUCCAGUCUUGCCAUGUCCUGGCUUUGUCUACAGGCAAGUUACUGAAGUCCUCUGAAUAUCAGUUUCUUUAUCUGUAAAGGGACAAUAAUGCCUACUCCAAGUACAGUGGAAGGAUUAAAUGAGAUAAUAUGCAUUUGGUGGAUUGAAUUUUCUAAAUAUGGCCACAAUAUUUUCUAAUCUACAUGUUCUAUGAGA
Molecule: messenger RNA, 3864 nt
Organism: Nyctereutes procyonoides (raccoon dog)
Lineage: Eukaryota; Metazoa; Chordata; Mammalia; Carnivora; Canidae
Gene: LGI1
Product: leucine rich glioma inactivated 1
Exons: 8
Coding region: 210-1883 (557 amino acids)
Molecular function (GO): protein binding
Source: RefSeq, a predicted model, not a curated record